Lingula anatina is the source of this 6544-nucleotide messenger RNA. Its product is annotated as DNA mismatch repair protein Mlh3-like. Gene Ontology annotation, biological process: mismatch repair. Gene Ontology annotation, molecular function: mismatched DNA binding; ATP-dependent DNA damage sensor activity; ATP binding. The record is from RefSeq and is a predicted model, not a curated record. NCBI's taxonomy places the organism in Eukaryota, Metazoa, Brachiopoda, Lingulata, Lingulida, Lingulidae. Gene Ontology annotation, cellular component: mismatch repair complex.
GACAUUUAUAAUUAUGCUGCUCAUAUAUCAAAUGCUGAUGAAAAUUUCAUCUACUGUUAACCAAGAGGGAAAAUGUACUUUCCUUUUAAAAUGUUAAAUGUUGCAUUAUUUCAGAGGAUCUGAAGAGCCCCAAGGGAGAUUGGUCCUGGAAUGAUCCAUCCAAAGAUAGGAGUGGAAAUUAUUUUUGACAGAACAUCAGCUUUAAUCACUGUAUUUUGACCCUCGACUUUACAAGAAAUGUGUGUUAAGAAGGAUUUUGACCAGUGAAAAACUGGCAUUAAAGAACAGAGUUUUACUAUAUAAGAAAGAAAAAUGAUUAAUCUUAAUUAAAUUAGAUUCUCUUAAUUCCCAUCCAUGCUAUCCCUAAGAUGAAGAAGGGAAUGAGGACCUCUUAUUGCUUAAGGAAGUUUGUUUCCUUUAGCAAAACUUUGAUCACGCAUGGCAACCAUCUCCACUGGUUAGAGGAGAUGAGACUUCUCUGAAAGAGUUGACAUAAUGAUACGUCCCCUUGACAGUGACAUUGUGUCUAAGCUGCGGUCUGGUGUUGCAGUGGCUACAUAUGCUCAAUGUGUGGAGGAGCUGGUACUUAACUCACUGGACGCAGGUUCAACCUGUGUUGCAGUAAGAGUUGACUUGAUGUAUAAUAAGAUUCAAGUGGUAGAUAAUGGGAAUGGAAUUGAUCCAAAUGAGAUGCACCUUGUUGGAGAGAGGUACUCCACCAGCAAAUGCCAUGAGAUAACUGAUCUAGACAACCUCAGGUAUUAUGGAUAUCGUGGUGAGGCUUUGGCAAGUAUUCGAGAUAUAGCUGCAAUCUUGGAAAUCCAGUCAAAGACUAAACAGACUGGUAAUAUGUAUUACAAGAUCUUUCGUAAUGGUAACCUACUGGAGAGUGGAAAAUCAAAGCAACGUCGUCCAAGUGUAGGAACAACAGUUACAGCUCUUGACAUGUUCUACAAUUUACCAGUCAGAAGAAAAGGUAUGAAUGCAUCACUAGAGAUGGAAAAAAUCCGCCACAGAAUUGAAUGCAUUGCCCUGAUACACCCAAACGCCUCUCUUUCACUAAGAGAUGACACAUCAGGGACCAAACUUCUGCAGACCCAUAAGAGUAGCACAGUCAUUGGAGCAUUUACUCAUCUGUUUGGAUCCUCAAAGGCAAGACACCUGAAGAAGGUAGAGAGCAGAAACGGUCAAUUUCAGUUACAAGGCUAUAUCAGCAAAGAAGGACAUUCAAAUCGCAAUUUGCAAUUCAUUUACAUCAAUGAGCGGCUGUUGCUUAAAACUAAACUACAUAAAUUUGUGAAUUAUCUACUUUCGAAAUCCAUGAUUGUUAGGAAGAGAAGCAGACUAGAUGAAAGACAAAAGGGGACCCCUGAUUAUACCGUCGCAACAUCAAGCCCAUCAAGACAAGUGGAUAGGUAUGGGAUUUUUGUAUUAAAUGUUACUUGCUCCCUCAGAGAGUAUGAUAUCACCCUUGACCCUGCUAAAACAUUAGUGGAAUUCAAGAACUGGGAUGGAAUCUUAGCAUGUAUUCAACAGGGAGUGCAGGGAUUUUUGGAAAGGGAAAAUCUACUUAUGGGGUUGGAAAAGCCAAAAUCAGAGAAUGAGUCAGGGAAAUUGAACUUAGAUGGUUUGUCUGCUGAUGGCGAAAUUGUCCUAGUUCCACCAGGCAGUGCUGAAGAUAGAGAAAAAUCAGAUAAGCAGGGUGGAGAAGAAGCCAAUGCCAAGGGUCUUGAUCUAGAUGCUACUUCAGGAGGAGCUGGAGCAAAAAAAUGUGGCAGCAGUAUAUGUGCUUUCAACACAACCAAUAAUUUGGUGUCUAAAACCGUGAAAAGAAAACUCCCACUCACAGUGUCUCUUAAUGAAAAAGUAGAAGGAUCACCUAAAGAAAUAAAUGAGGCAGAAAGCUUGCAUUCAUGUGGAUCAAGUCAGGGCAGAAAUGUUCACAGCAUGGAAAAGACUAGUCCUCUUCAAAUUACACCUGAAAAGUCUGGAACCUCCUCUCAGCAUGGUCUUGAAAAUCCUACAUUUUGUGGCCUUUCACCAGAGUCUGGCAGUGAAGGCAAAACAUCUGAAGAUUCAGAAGAAUUACCAACAAUUAAAAGACCUAGAAAAAAAACACAGAAACAUUCAUCUGACACAGAGUGCUGUUUGUCCUUAAUAAAAGGAGAUUCAUUCAAUCAGUUUCUUACCCCAUCUUCGAUGAGUAACAAUCACGGUGAAGGAAAAAUGAAAGAUGAUAUAGGGACAGAAAGCCAAGGGCAAAAUGAUGUUGAUUCAAGUUCUGGUCUCUCUUUGUCUUCUGAAGAAAUCACACCCGGACAAGGUACACCAAGGGUAACACAUUCUAAACUCAAAUGUUUAACCCCAGUGGUGAAACCUGCUGAAUGUUCUGGUCCCGACUCAACAUGUAGUAGAGAACCUAUCUCAGAAGGAAAAUCAGAGUGUGAUGAGUGCAAAAGAGAUCCAUGUGUAUGCAUCUCAGGGCAGCCUUUCUGUGAUAAAGAAAAAAAGCAUGGAGACAUAAAGAAUUUGACAAUUGGAUGUGAACAACCAUCUGGAUUGACACCGUUGAAGAAACUACGUCAAAAGAUAUCAGCUAGAGAUAACAAUUCCACAAAAUCUAGCAUAUUCUACAGAAGUUGUGUUCCUGGGACUGAACCAUUUUCCCAGGAGAAGGAUGUUACUGCUUCUGCAAGCAAUCAAAAUGCCAAUAGUUUCAACAGCUCAGAUCACUUUCAGAAGAGAAAGAGUAUUGAUAAUUCUGAGGAAAGCUGUGCAGAGAAUACAAAUCAUGAUUUGCCUAAAAAGAUAAUGACACUGACAGACUUGCGCACUCUCAACAAAAUGAAAAAUUCAAACCAGUACAGCAGACCAGACAAGCUUGUUGAACUGAAACCACUGAAGAAAAUCAGAGAAAAACUGUCAAGUUUCAAGAGGACUGAAGGAGUUCAAAAGACUAAAGCAGAAGACAUGUAUUCAACUCCACAAGAAUUGAUUAGGAAAGACAGUAGUAUUCCUCCUCCUUGUACCCCAAAACUUGGGUGCGCUUCAAAUUUACAUCAUUGGAGCUCUUCCCAUGAUUGCAGUGCUAGCAAAAGAGAAAAUGAAACUUGUCAUCCGGUGAGACAUUCCACACCACUUACCAUUGCAACAGAAAAAGACUCCUUUGGAAUUCCUUCAAUCUCAAUUAUUCCUCAAGAAUGUGAUGAAAAUAAGAAAAAUGAUAUGCAAGAACAUUAUGAUGGUUGUCAGUCUGACAUCAGAAAUUGUAAUGAUUCUUACCUUUAUCAUUCUUCAAUUGAUGUAAGAGGCAAACAAGGUGUUUCCUUGGUCAAUAGCCUGAACUUAAUGACUGCAGAUGCUACAGUUGACAGAAGUUGUCUCAAAAAUGUCAGCUUGGUUAAAGAGCCCUUUGUGGACACAUUUCAAAACUAUGCCUUUCCUUCCAAGGAAAAUUACAAACCAGAAAAUGAUCUCACUUCUGUGCCUCCAUGUACAAAGUCUUAUCCUGCCUGUGAUUUAGCCUCAUACUGUCAAAGUUUCUACAGAGACAGGUUUGCCCCUCUCUGUCUGGAAUCUUCUGUGCAACAAGCAGUGAAAAUUAUGUCCUCAGAUGACUUACUGCAUUCACUAAGAAACAGGAAUGAUAUUUUACAAUAUGGGAAUGAUCAUGGUGGUAUAAAAAAGCAUUCUCAACAAAUUGAUUCACAGCAUGUGACCCUGUCAUCUGGUGAUCUUCCCUUUGAGUCCUAUUGCAAAGAUGAAUCUUUGUACCCUCUCUCCACAUCACAGAUGGACACAAUGAAAAACUGUAACCUGCAUAACACCACAAGAGGAAUGGACAACAAUGAGAACAACAGUACAUUGCUAAGCAUUGCCACAAAAUGGCCUAGCACUGACACAUGUAGCUUUGCAACAGCAGAGCCAAGUUCUUCUGACAAAACUGACAAUUUGACACACAGUAACUUAUCCACCAAACUUAAAUCCAGAUAUAGGUCAUCUGGUGAAAAUACUUAUACUAUACCCACUGCCUUGGCUGCCUUUGAGGGUCUCUCAGAGAUCUGUGAGUCACAGGAGUUCUCACUGACAGGACAGGCAGUAACUGAUUAUUUGGGAAAGGGAAUGGAUGUGGAUCUUGCCACUACAGAAAGUUCAACCCAACCCUUUAAACUGUCAGAUAUUUCAAGUGGUAGUGUUGGUGAUAGUGGUUUUAUAUCAACUUCAUUUUCACAUGACUACAAAGCAGAGAGUUUAUCUAGGAGCCUGGAUGAUUUUUUACCUCCACCCACAAUUGCCAGAUUUCAGCUGUUUGCAAUUCCAAGAUCAGACAGAAAACAUUGCGACCAGGACAUGCAUAAAGUAGAUGAAGAUAAGACAAACAUUACAUGUGAAAUAACAAGGUUGUGUGAGGGGAAAGGAAGAAGGCACAGUGCAGAAAACCUUCACAUGUUUUCGUUGCCUCCUAAGAUUGCUAGACUUACUGAGCUGAAUUAUCAAAGAGGAAAUGCUGACAAAAAAUCGAAGAUGAAUUACCAGAGCAGUGUUGGCCUUAUUGAUGUAAUGGACAAUUCUGAUCCAGAGAAUUGGAGCCAUCAAGAUUGUGAAUCACUUACUACUCAGGUGGAGCCUACAGAUAGUUGGAUUACAGGGGAUGGAUGCCCAGGGGAUAAAAAGUCAAGACAGCAGUCUGGUCAAGUUUCAGUUAACCAUGGUGGUCAGAUGACAAUUGGUCAGUGUGAUGAAAGAAAAAGAGGUGAGAUCUAUGCUGGCCAAGAAGGCGUAGUGGACAGAGACCAGUGUGCCAAAGAUGAUGCUUCUGCUGGCAGAUCUGAAUCCGACUCAAAGGUUGGCAAAGCAGAGACACAAAAAGCCAGUUCCGUGCCACAGACCAAUACAGUGCAUUGUGGGUUUGGUCUUCUUAGUCAGCAGUGGAUAUGUAGGAUUGACCCCAAAUCAGGAAGAACAAUGUAUGUCAACAGUGUAAAUGGAAAUACCACCUUUGACAAACCAAUGACAGAUUUGCCACAAGAACAAAAUGGUGAUAAAACUGCCUUUACCCUUGUAAAACACCACAAACUUCUCACAGACAAUGCAGAUGCUUUCUUGCCUGCAGUCCAAAGAAGAGAGAAGACCACCACAGCUCCUUCACUGUCUCCAGUCUCACAGGCGAGUUUGUCAGCUCUGUGGAUCCAGCACCAGGACCUGCAGGAAGAGGAGAGCACUGUAAAAUGGAGGGAUGCUGACUGUAAAAGAAAUUGUGACAGUCUCAGUGGGGAGGUGCAGUCACUGUUGGAUAAAUGGGAGAAUCCAGUCCUCAAAUCUUCUGAUCAGUCCAUCCCAAAUCUGAAUGUGUUUGGCACCCAGAGUGCUGGCAUUUACCCAUUCAAAUUUACCAAGGAUAUGUUUAACAGGAUAGAGGUGGUUCAGCAGAUUGAUAAUAAAUUUAUUGCCUGUAUGGUAUCCUUGAAUCAAGAAUGUUCAGUACCUAAUCUCUUGGUGGUGAUUGACCAACAUGCUGCCCAUGAGCGUGUGCGUUUGGAAGACUUGGUUAAAGAAAACUACGUGGACAGUGAUCAACAGAGAAUCUUGACGUCAUGCAUAGAUCCACCAGAAGUGUUGACCCUCCUCCCAGAUCAGGUCAGGCUCAUGCAGGCUUACAGGACACAGCUUGAAAACAUAGAAAACUACGUGGACAGUGAUCAACAGAGAAUCUUGACGUCAUGCAUAGAUCCACCAGAAGUGUUGACCCUCCUCCCAGAUCAGGUCAGGCUCAUGCAGGCUUACAGGACACAGCUUGAAAACAUAGGUAUACACUUCCAGUGCAUAGAAAGUACUAAGGACAAAGUCCAGUUUAGUAAAGUUCCAGCAUGUUUUGUUAGCAAAGAAGUGUCUGAGUUAAAGAGGAAGAGGACAUCAGUAUUAGUAGAUCUUUUAGAGAGUUUGGUCACAGAGCAAUUGCAGCUUCUCCAGUCCACAUCUGGUGGUUCCAGAAGAUUGCCAAGAGUGAUUCAUCAAGUACUGUGUUCACAGGCUUGCCAUGGUGCUAUUAAGUUUGGCGAUCCCCUGACCCUUGAGGAGUGUAACCAGGUUGUCCAACAGCUGUCCAAAUGCGAUCUUCCCUUCCAGUGUGCCCAUGGACGGCCAUCUAUCAUGCCUUUACUGGACAUGGACCUACUAGACAGGAAGCUGGCCUGUCAGAUUAAGUCCAGAAAACCAUGCCUACACCGCCUGUGGCAGAGAAUGCUUCAAGAAAAUAUAAGCAGUGAGGAAAUAGAAAGUGAAAACAAUGGAAUUAAACAUUCAUGAAUAUUAACUGAUACCCAUUUAAGGUGUUAUUUAUCUCCAUGUUGCAUUUGUUAUUGUUUGUGAAGUACAGUUUGGCCUUCGAGUGUCCAAACAUAGUAGUCAUCCAGAUCUCUGUCAUGCACAUUGGUGAAUGAAAAAAAAUGUAACUCUCAUGUAAUUUUCCAUAUGACAUUGAUGAAUAAAGAGUAAUUACCCAUUUCACUAAUUCAAAGUGAAAUUGUCUGUUUUUUAGUUUACA